Molecule: messenger RNA, 504 nt
Organism: Neoarthrinium moseri
Lineage: Eukaryota; Fungi; Ascomycota; Sordariomycetes; Amphisphaeriales; Apiosporaceae
Exons: 3
Coding region: 1-504 (167 amino acids)
Biological process (GO): positive regulation of nuclear-transcribed mRNA poly(A) tail shortening; positive regulation of translational initiation; transcription initiation at RNA polymerase II promoter
Cellular component (GO): RNA polymerase II, core complex; P-body
Molecular function (GO): translation initiation factor binding; single-stranded RNA binding; single-stranded DNA binding
Source: RefSeq, a predicted model, not a curated record
AUGUUCUUCGUCUACACUCUUGAGCGUCGUGUGACGCUCCACCCGUCUUUCUUCGGCAAGAACAUGCACGAGCUCGUCACUCGGAAACUGCUGGACGAUGUCGAGGGGACCUGUACCGGCAGCUACUACAUCAUCACCAUCAUGGACAGCUUCUUGAUCUCCGAAGGCAAGAUCCUACCUGGAAGUGGCCUGGCCGAAUUCACAGUGGAGUACAAGGCCGUCAUAUGGAGGCCCUUCAAGGGCGAGACGAUCGAUGCUGUCGUGGCCUCAGCCAACCAGCACGGUUUCUUCGCCGAGGCGGGACCGCUGAGAAUCUUUGUAUCCGGUCACUUGAUUCCUAGCGAGGUCAAGUGGGAUCCCAAUGCCACGCCUCCUGAAUGGACUGAUGGCGACGACACGCACAUCAAGGCUGGUACUCACGUCCGGACCAAAAUCAUUGGUACCCGAGCCGACAUCGGUGAGCUGUGGGCUAUUGGCAGCAUCAAGGAAGACUAUCUUGGGUAA